AUGGGCGCGUCAGCCGCGGCGCGGCCCGCACCAGAUGGGACGGAUAAGACGGCCGCAGGGCGGCGGAGGUAUGGAGUGACGAAAAAACGCGCGUCCGCCUCGGCAUCGCAGCAUGUGCGUCUUUGUGCCUUUUGUCUCGGCACGGAAGCGCACAAUCGGCACACGAAUGUUCCCGAGCCUCUAGUCGAAUGCAGUGACUGUGGCAGUUGCGGUAGGUAUCUAUGUCUCACAGCAGGACAUGCAUCUUGUAUGCACUGGGAUCAGGCCGGCAAGAAAUUUGCCGUCGUGCGGACGUACGACUGGCGCUGCAUGGAGUGCAAGAUGUGUGAGGUCUGUCUGGACAAGGGCGACGAUGAGCAAAUUAUGUUUUGCGAUCGAUGUGAUCGCGGGUGGCACCUCUACUGCCUGCGCCCUGCGCUCGACAAGCCACCGCGGGGGCUCUGGUACUGCCCCAUGUGUAGGCCGCCCAAGCCGGCCGUGCCCAAGCGCAGCGAGUCUCCUCAUAAAGAGGCGCCACCCAAGAAGAUCGUGCGUCUGCGCGUCGCGCGCAAAGAGGAUACAACGGCGACACAAGCGCCUGGGAGCGCCGAGCCUGUUGAUGUGGACGACGCGCCAUUCAGUGGGCUCCUGGAGGGCGAAGACGCAGACACGCAGGCGCAGCUGCCUACGCAGGAAGAUCAAGAACGAUUCCACUGCAGCAUGCGUGCCGCCGAGCAGCUGCUUGGCGGCGCUGUGAACGUGCCGGCCAGGAGCCGCUCCGCUACGCCCGUGCUGCCCUCUAUUGGGAGCACGCACGCCACCGCGGCCGCGAGUGGGUACGCGAUGCCAAUUUCGAUGAUUCGCUUUGGUGCGUACGACAUCGACACUUGGUUCCAGGCGCCAUUCCCGGAAGAGUAUACGCGCGUGCCGGACGGCCGGUUGUGGGUGUGUGAGUUCUGCCUCAAGUAUAUGAAGAGCCGGUUCAUGGCCAUGCGGCACCGGAUGAAAUGCAUGAUGCACCAUCCCCCCGGGCAAGAAAUUUACCGGGCUUGUGGCAUUUCCGUCUUUGAAGUGGACGGCAGCAAGAACAAGAUCUACUGCCAAAACUUGUGCCUCUUGGCCAAGCUCUUUCUGGACCAUAAGACGCUCUACUAUGACGUGGAGCCGUUCCUGUUUUAUGUGUUUGUCGAGAGCGAUGAGCAUGGCUCACACUUUGUUGGCUAUUACAGCAAGGAAAAGCGCUCGCCGAUGGACUACAACGUCAGCUGCAUUAUGACGCUGCCCAUCCACCAGCGCCGCGGAUGGGGCUACUUCCUCAUUGAAAUGAGCUACCUGCUUUCGCGGAAAGAGCACCGACUGGGCUCGCCAGAGAAGCCGCUCUCUGAUCUGGGCUUUCUGACCUACCGCAGCUACUGGAGACUGGCCGUCAUGCGCGUGCUCAGUGCGGAGCCGCAGUGCUCGCUGGAAGACAUCACGGCACGCACUGGCAUGAAAAUGGACGAUGUACUGUAUACCCUGCAAGACAACCACAUGCUUCAUGUGUUCUACAAUGGCACGUCCGAAGGACGCCUUCCGCCCGAGUACUUUGCCACGGACAAGGCGGGCUCGCCUGCGCCGGAGGCCAAGCCCGCACCUAAUGACUAUACGAUCCGUGUCGAUCCAGAGGCAGUGCGCGCCUUCCUCGCUCAGCAUGAUGCCAAGCAAUAUGUGCGUGUCCAACCGGACAAGCUACGGUGGACCCCGUUCCUAUUAAAACAGGCCCCGGUAGAGGACGCCAAGUAG
Molecule: messenger RNA, 1761 nt
Organism: Malassezia sympodialis ATCC 42132
Lineage: Eukaryota; Fungi; Basidiomycota; Malasseziomycetes; Malasseziales; Malasseziaceae
Exons: 2
Coding region: 1-1761 (586 amino acids)
Biological process (GO): regulation of transcription by RNA polymerase II
Cellular component (GO): NuA3a histone acetyltransferase complex; nucleus; chromatin
Molecular function (GO): transcription coregulator activity; histone acetyltransferase activity; chromatin binding
Source: RefSeq, a predicted model, not a curated record